This is a messenger RNA of Tricharina praecox, 771 nucleotides long. RefSeq lists its product as uncharacterized. Gene Ontology annotation, molecular function: protein binding. Lineage: Eukaryota; Fungi; Ascomycota; Pezizomycetes; Pezizales; Pyronemataceae. The record is from RefSeq and is a predicted model, not a curated record. The annotation marks the transcript as partial. The transcript has 2 exons.
GUUGGUAUAGGACUCUGCCACACGCCAUUCCCGUGUUUCACAAUGAUGCCUGGUUGGUUCCGCGAUUCGUGGGGAUACCAUGGCGAUGGAGGUCGUUUUUUUUUAAAGUCGGGGUCUCCUGAAGAGCCACCUGUAGUCUGCAGACUGAAGUAUGGUAUUGGUGACACGGUGGGCUGUGGUGUGGAUGAAGAAGGAAAUCUAUUCUUUACCAGGAAUGGUGAACAUCUAGGUAAGCUCGCUAGUAUUGCGAAACGUGGAAUGACCGGCCAAUUAUUUCCGCUUGUCGGUAUAACAGCGCGUGGCGGCCAAAUCACGGCGAACUUUGGAGCAAAACCAUUCAGAUACACACCAGACACCACGGGUGGAGAGAAGGCAGAAAAGUUGAGGGAUACGGUGCUGAAGGAGGCAACUACCGAAGACAUACAAACGCUACCCACUCAAGACGGGAGCCAGUCCGGGGGUGGUUUCCGGCCGAUAGAAAGUCCCACCGACAAAAACGUCCUAGUCCUUUCGGCGAAUGCUCCUACUGUCGGCCGGUCGGACCCUGAGCGAAACUCCGAGACCAAAGGUGAUGGAGGUCGCAAUGGUUUGGACGUCGCUGACGGUAUUGCAGAAGAACCUGCAAAUACCCCGGGCCAGGAAGACGACUUCGCCGAAAACGAACAGCCGAAGCUUUCUUCCAACACUAUCAGCCGUCCAUCCCCUGUUGGAGGCUCGCCUGAGCAGGAUACGCCAGAGGUUGCAGGUGCUGACAGUGGAGGAAGUACAUAG